This is a messenger RNA of Lodderomyces oxycetoniae, 1044 nucleotides long. RefSeq names its product Rab geranylgeranyltransferase (gene BET4). Bases 1 to 1044 code for a protein of 347 amino acids. The transcript has 2 exons. Gene Ontology annotation, biological process: protein geranylgeranylation. Gene Ontology annotation, molecular function: Rab geranylgeranyltransferase activity. The record is from RefSeq and is a predicted model, not a curated record. Lineage: Eukaryota; Fungi; Ascomycota; Pichiomycetes; Serinales; Debaryomycetaceae. Gene Ontology annotation, cellular component: Rab-protein geranylgeranyltransferase complex; cytoplasm.
AUGUAUGAAAAAGAUUUACCAAAGAUUGCCCAUUAUAAAGAGUUAACCUCUUAUUUAUUCAAUAAAAGAGAUUCACAGACUUAUGACGAGGAAACGUUCAAGUUGACUACUCGGUUGUUGCAAUUGAACCCGGAAUUCUAUACUAUGUGGAACUUUAGGCGUGAAAUAAUCGACAAGGUAUACGCGCCACAUCUGGAAAUAUACAUUGAGAUAUUAAACGAUGAGUUGAACUUGAUUCUUUCAUUAUUGAAAAAGUUUCCUAAAGUAUACUGGAUAUGGAAUCAUCGAAGAUGGUGUUUGUUUAAACUCGUUGAGUUGAAAUCAGUUGAUUGGGAGUUUGAGUUCAAAACAGUAGGGAAGAUGUUGGAAUUGGAUCAACGUAAUUUCCACGGUUGGCAAUACCGACGGUUUGUAGUUGAAAACCUCGAAAUUCAAAAAACCGGAAACGAUAAAGAAUUGGAGAUAUUGAAUUUGAAUUUGAAGGAAUUCGAGUAUACCACUAGCAAGAUUCAACAUGAUUUUCUGAAUUUUUCAGCAUGGCAUAAUAGAACUAAAUUAAUACCAAUAAUAUACAAUUUGGUCAAACAGCUAGGAAAAAGGCUGUAUGAUGGCGGUGUUGAUAAUGACAAAAUUAAACUAUUUGAAAGCCCAUUAUCGAUACUUUAUAAUGAUUUGGAGAUUCUCAAAACGGGAAUAUACAUGUGUCCUGAAGAUAAUUCAGUAUGGCUAUACUUUUGUUGGCUACUCUCGGAUAAAUUCUUUGUACUGGCAUUUGAUUCAAUAAAGGAUUACAUUGAAGUUCUCAAUAACCAAUUAGAACUCAUUAAGGAAGUAAACGAGUUAGAGAAAGAAGACACGGGGAACGAAAAUGUAGGAUGUUUGAGAAGUUUGGUAUAUGUCCAUGCAUUAAUCAAUAAAGCUCAAAAUGAGGAUAUCUUGGAAAACAAAGAGGUGGUUACCAAUUUGAAAAAAUUGAUUGAAUUGGAUUCGUUAAGGAAACAUCGCUACGAAGACCAACUACUGGGUAAAGUGCUUAUUAUUUGA